This is a messenger RNA of Andrographis paniculata, 1114 nucleotides long. RefSeq lists its product as uncharacterized. The transcript has 2 exons. The record is from RefSeq and is a predicted model, not a curated record. Lineage: Eukaryota; Viridiplantae; Streptophyta; Magnoliopsida; Lamiales; Acanthaceae. The coding region runs from base 45 to 686 and encodes 213 amino acids.
CUGAGCUCAACCCAAUCCAUUCACUCAUUUUAUCGGCGGCGCCAAUGGCUUCCACCUCCGGCUAUGUCCUUUUCCUGCUACUGUCGCUCGCCGCCGUCGCAUGCUCUGCGGAGGUCCCGAAGCCGGCGGUGUGGCCGCUCCAAUUUCACUCCAUUCUCUACGUUAACUACAGCGGAUCGCUCUCACUCAUUGACCUCUGGUACGAUUGGCCAAACGGCCGCAACUUCAACAUCAUACAGGACCAAUUGGGCAAGAAAUUGUACGAUCUGGAGUGGAACAAUGGCACAUCGUUUUUCUACACUCUGGAUUCGAACAAGGAGUGCAGCUCCGCUCAGCUCGAAGUCGGAAUUCUUCGCCCUAACUGGCUGGACGGCGCCGAAUACCUAGGUCAGGAAUAUGUCGACGGCUUCUUGUGCAACGUUUGGACGAAAGUUGAAUUCAUUAAGUAUUAUGAGGAUGUCGUCACCAAAAGGCCUGUACAUUGGGUUUUCUACACUGGAAGAUCGAUCCACGUAAUGACGUUUGAAGUUGGCGCUGCGCUCGAAGAUCCAUAUUGGCAAGCCCCCGUGUAUUGUUUUGAUAAGAAGAGCGAUGCAAAGGCCGAUACCAAAUAUAACUCUAAAUUUGAAGAUGGUUUCAUGGAACCUCGACUAAAAGGCCUACUCGGAGGGCCAAUGCUGCUGUGACCUAACACUGCUCGACUAGCCUAUGGAAUUCAAUAAGUUCCCCGACUUUUCUGAAUCACGGAUAGUCUGUCGUGCCGUUAUGAAUAAUCAUGUAUGUAUGUACUUAAGAUCUUAAUCUCACAUUUCUGAUUUGUUCGUUCUCGAGCAGGUAAUGUCGUAUUUCUGAAUGAAAGAAGCUACGAACUAAUGGAUACGAAUCAUCUAAAGCCCGGCUCUUGUGAAAGAACCGCGAGGUAAAAGAAAAUCUUCGAAUUCGAUCUUUUUAGGAAUAAUUACUAAUUGCAUUUUGCAUCUUUUUAGAUCAUUUAUCGGGCGUAUCUUAGAGACCAUCACUUAUUUGUUUACUUGUAAGAUUUUAGCCCCGAUUUUACUAUUUCAAUUUUCUUUUCCCUCAAAAAAUAUCAAAUCACACACUCAAUUCUUAUUUA